AUGGCAUCUUGUAAGUACUCCCACGACAUCAUCAACGCUGAGAACAAAAAAGUUCUAAAGACUCAUGAGCUGUCUGGCCUCAAUGAGAACGAGCUGCGGGUGCUGCUUCUCCAAAAUGACCCUUUCCUCCUCCCUGAUGUCUGCCAGCUUUACAACAGAAAGAAUGUUACCUGCAGCCAGCAAAACAGCUGUAACAAGCUUCAUAUUUGUCGACACUUUCUCCAAGGGGAAUGUAGAUUUUUUCCAUGCAAGAGGUCCCAUAAUCUCUUGGAUACCCAUUCAUUGAGAGUGUUGGAAACUGGAGGCAUUGAUGUGAACAUAGCUUCAAACAUCCAGGCUAUAGAUGAUCACAAACAUAUGGAAUUCAACAAGGGGAGAACACACAACUACAAACCAAGAGAAAAUUUAUUGGAAAAAAAGGCAGUUACAAGGACUAAAGAAAUGAAGAUACUCUUGCAAACAGUGGACUCCACACUGCACAUGCCACCUUCAGAAGGUAAAUGUCUAGGUCCCAGUAGCAAUGUACCUGGUCAGAGCGAACACCAGUUGCCAACAGGAGCUGGAGGUAAAGACGAAGAUAAAAAAGACGAUUCCUCUGCUAAAGAUUCGAAGGACAACAAAGAAGAUACAUGUGAUGAGCUAUGUGUGUUCUAUGUCUGGAAGUACUGCAAAAAUAAAGAUAAAUGCAGAUUUAUUCAUUACCAUUUGCCGUAUCGAUGGCAAGUAUAUAAUGGGAUCACCUGGAAUGACCUUUCCAUGAUGGAGGAAAUUGAAAAGGCCUAUUGUGACCCAAAAAACAGCAGCAUAGCAAAUAUGAACAUUAAUUUCCAGACAAUGACCUGCUCUUCUUCUUCGCUUCGACGCCUCUCUACACCAUCAUCAGUCACAAAACCCACAUUUGUACUGACCACACAGUGGAUUUGGUAUUGGAAGAAUGACCAAGGCCAGUGGAUUGAAUAUGGAGACCAGGGAGAAGGGGAUAGUGUGAACUCGCCAUCUUCUGACAUUAUUGAGAAUUUGUACCUAGCAGAUCCAGAUGCCAUCGUGUCUUUCCAGGCUGGCUUGUAUCAUUACCAGCUCAGUUUUAAAGAAAUGACCCAGACAAACGUGUCUUUUAAAACUCGAAGACAGGUCUGCAGGCGACCAAAGUUUUUGUCUUCUGAAGAUGUGCAGAAGAUAAAGAAAGGCCAGAGGGAUUCUUCUAUUCCAGAUCAAGCCUGUCCUACCCACUGGGAUCAAUCUGCACUGCCUGAGUUGGGAUACAAGGCAGUAGACAUCAGUAAUACAACCUCUGAAUACAACACAAUAAAGCAGCUGUUUCUUCAGACUAUGAAAAGCUACAAUGUCCUUAAAAUACAGAGGAUUCAGAAUCCAUCCCUCUGGAAGGUGUUUCAGUGGCAAAAGGCGCAGAUGAAAAGGGAAAAUGGAGGGAAGGAAGUAAAUGAAAGGCUCCUGUUCCACGGAACCAAGACCUCCGUCGUGGAAGCCAUCUGCAUUCACAACUUCGACUGGAGAAUUUGUGGAAACAAUGGAACUAACUAUGGAAAUGGAAGUUACUUUGCUAGAGAUGCUUCCUAUUCCCAUACAUACUGUCAGCCUGCGGUGAAAACAAACAUCAUGUUCGUGGCUCGUGUAUUGGUUGGAGAUUAUGUUAAAGGCAAUGCAGCCUACGUUCGCCCCCCGACAAAGUCUGUUGGUGGGCUUCGGUUUUAUGACAGCUGUGUGGACGAUGAGUUAAAUCCCUCCAUUUUUGUUGUCUUUGAAAAACACCAGAUUUACCCAGAGUAUAUAAUAGAGUAUAAGGAGGAAGAAAAAAAAUGUAUUGUAUCUUAGAGGGAUCAGAGCUGUUUGUAUCCCUCAUCUUAUUUUCCAUAUUGCAGGUGUUCUCACACUCGGUGACUUCUUUCUUUUUAAUAUAAUCCUUUGGAAUGUUAAUCCAAAGAAUUUCUGUAUUGAGGAGGGCUGGCAAAACAGAUGUUACAUUUGUUGAGACUAAUUGCCUUGUCUUCUCCUCUUCCUCUCUUAAAUGAAGCAUAGACAUUUGGAUAACCAUAGCAGAAAAAUCAGAAUCAUGGGAUGGGAAAUAGAAUGUCAUGACUUCUGUGGGCAAAUAAUUGUAAAGGCAUUUUCUUAGAAAUAGAGUAGAGAGGAUUUCUCUUUGUGAACAGUUCAGUUAAGAGAAAAAUUAACAGUACAGUAGUUUUUAAGCAAACUCUCAGGUUUUUAGUAGUCAAAGAUCUUUUCAGUGCAGAAUAUGGCUGUCGUUGAUCCUGUUGCCUAUCACAAUUCUAAACAAAUCAGUGUAGGUAAGAAUGACUUGACUUAGUUUUCCAAGUGCUGCUUGUUAGUUUCUGAUACUAGUUUCAAGUUUAAAAUGGUAAAACAAAAAAAUAAAAAGCUUAUUUUAAAUCCAUGUCGUUACGUUCUCAAGUGGAGAAGUUUCAUCUGUACAAUGGCAGCUACUGUUUGGAUCAGGAAAUUGUUGGAUCAAGUUUUUUCUGCAGAUCUGCAGUAACUUGCUGUGUGACCUAUACAAAAAUAGAGCUCAAGUGAAACUGUGAAAGUCACAACCUAUGAAUAAGCAGGGGCUAAAAUUUGGUGGUUGGCUGCAACUAAUGGCUGUAAGUAUAUAAAGGCUGUGUCACAACAAGCCAGGCUUUCAAGUGAAUGUGGCCACGUAUUUUCUCAAUGUGAACAUUUGCUUAGCAAAUGCUAUAGGACAGGAGAAGCAUCUUAAGGAGCAUUGGUAUUUUCUGUCCUAUUUGUAUACGUUAAUUUUCGUUUUUCCAGAAAUCAGACAUGACUGGAAGGGACCGGUUAUGUUCUCUCGAGGCCAGUGGUAGAACUGCUGUCCUAAGGCACUUUGUAUACGUGUUUUGUUGCCCACAUCACAUUGGGCAACUCGCUGACAAGUGUAGUUCCUCGUUGUGUCUUGAGGUAGCUACGGGUGAUCCUGGAUACUGCUUCCCUGGGUCUGCUUUUGAUAAACUUGCUUUGUCUCCAUCAGUGAUGUACAACCCUACUAAUGGUGGUUAAGCCCUCUUUUAUUAAGUUAUAUGCUUUUUAUUGUCCCAAAAAGAAAAUACAGAAACUCAUAUAGAGUUUCUACUGAAUUUUAAUAAGGAGUUUGUAAGUUAAUUGAACUGAAUACCCUCUGUACAAAGAUGUCUUAUUCAGGCAGUCUAGCUGUUAAGAGGGAAACCCUUGCUGAGGACAGAGGAGCAGUAAGUUUUGCUUUCAGAUAAGCUGUACGGUAACAUGAAUAACCUCCCAGUUAUUUGCAUCUUUGAUACAGAUCCGUCAACCACAUGUACUACUCAAAGUUUGCAAGUUACCAAGAGGAUGGGGAAAUAUAUAAAACUAGGAAAUCUUACUAAAAUUCCUGUCUUAGAACUAAAUGAAAACAUUGCAUCAGUAAUGCAUUAAAAGGGGAAGAUUUUACUACUUUUUAAGAUCUCUCUCUUUUGUUUGCCUGUAGUUCCCGAAUCGUUGAGUUUUGCCAUAUUUGCAAAUAAAACGUGUUUUCGCUCACUUUUUGCUCAUUAGUGUGCAGUUUGUCUCCGUACGUAAACUUAACAGCACAACUAAACAGACCUAGUGAACUAGCCACUUAAUACAUGUCCUCAGUGUCUUCCUUUCAUCUGUGUUUCUGAACCGGGGA
Messenger RNA from Aptenodytes forsteri (emperor penguin), 3661 nucleotides. RefSeq names its product zinc finger CCCH-type antiviral protein 1. Gene Ontology annotation, molecular function: NAD+ poly-ADP-ribosyltransferase activity; metal ion binding. The record is from RefSeq and is a predicted model, not a curated record. The transcript has 14 exons. Bases 1 to 1833 code for a protein of 610 amino acids. Lineage: Eukaryota; Metazoa; Chordata; Aves; Sphenisciformes; Spheniscidae.